Cyprinodon tularosa is the source of this 2289-nucleotide messenger RNA. RefSeq lists its product as uncharacterized. The record is from RefSeq and is a predicted model, not a curated record. The coding region runs from base 231 to 2249 and encodes 672 amino acids. NCBI's taxonomy places the organism in Eukaryota, Metazoa, Chordata, Actinopteri, Cyprinodontiformes, Cyprinodontidae. Gene Ontology annotation, cellular component: nucleus. Gene Ontology annotation, molecular function: RNA polymerase II cis-regulatory region sequence-specific DNA binding; DNA-binding transcription factor activity, RNA polymerase II-specific. The transcript has 6 exons. Gene Ontology annotation, biological process: regulation of transcription by RNA polymerase II.
GGACCCGGGGAGGAGGGGGCGGGCUGAGCGAGUCCGCCUCUGGAGCCUCCUGCUCGGCUCCUUCAGCUCCGGUCCGGACCCACAAACUAUGUCGGACGGUGCGUAGACUGUGGCUCAGCUUGUGCAACGCGCAAACCAGGCCGAUUUCAACUCAGAGGAGGUUGCACAAUGUAGGGAGGCUGUUUGCAAGUGGGACUCCAUUCUCUGAGGGGGGGGGGGGGGGGGGGACCAUGGAGCCAGAUGAGCAACCCCUAACCCCAGGGACCAGCAAUGGGCACCUAUCCUACCCUGCAGCAAAGAAUCCCAUCCCCUCCAACUUCCUCAACUGUAGCUUAGAGUCCUCAUCUUCGCCCAAUCAGAGCGAUGGCUUGAUGGCAGCUGAGUGCGCGUGGGGCGACGACUCCGAGCAGCCCAGGAGAUUCAAGUCCUCUGCCUUUCCUUCCUCUCUGAGCUGGGACUCGGACUCGGAGAAGGAGACACUAGAAGAAGAGGAGCUACAGAACUUUUCUAACCCUCACGGUCUGGCUACUCACAGCCCGGGAUCUCCUUCUGCUGGACUCAGGCUCGAUGGUGAAGAUGAACAGGAAUUUGAGAAACUGCAUUCCUUCAAUAGUACGACUGACACGUCCACCCCUGCAGAGGGGGGUAGUGACAACAAUAGCACAAAGAAAGAGGAGCCACAGACGAGUCAGCUUGGCCAAACAGAAGGAGGUAGCCGAGUCUGGAGCGUAUCCGAGGGUGCUGAGCCAUUUCUCUCCAAAGGAAAACCAAAGGAAGCAUGCCCAAAAGAAGAGGAGGCUGAGAACAGCAAGGACGAGACAAGGCCUAAAGGAAAGGAAGCCAGGGAGCCUGAGAGAGAUGUUUAUACCUUCCCUGGAGACUCCGACCCAGAGAGUCCGCCCCCUGCUCCUUGGGCUCAGUGCACUUUCAUUCAGCGGCGCAGGAGGAAGAGGGCGCUGCUCAGACCCUUAUCUGGAAUGGGAUCGCCUGAAGCUCACAUGUCAGAAAGACCGAGUCCUCAAACAUCUAAAACAGCUGAGGCGGCUCCGCUCAGUCCAUCACAGGUUUAUGAAUUCGAGGAAGAUGACGAGACGGUGAAGUUCACAGACGAAGUUGAGGAGAAAAGCGAGCCGGGGUCCGGAAACGAGAUCUUCACCUGUGUGGAGUGUAGCAUUUACUUCAAAAAGCAGGUCCACCUGCAGGAGCACAUGGCUGAGCACUGCCAGACCCCAGCGGGAGGAAGCAGGCGUUCAGGAAAGGGCAGCCGGUUACGGUGUGCGGAGUGCGGCUGGAUGCUCCCAAACCGCCCGGCGCUGGCCGACCACCAAAGGAGGCACCAGGAGUCCCGUCUGAAGAUUCUGGAGGAGAUUGAGAAACUGAAUGAAGUGGAAAAGGCAAAAGAGUCGGAAGGAGAGGAGAGUGGAGCGCUGAAGCACGCCGACCCAACUGUUACGCAACAUCCAGGGGAAAUGUCAGAUGGCGAAAUGGGGAAAUCUCCUCCUCCGGCCACAGAUUCAUCCUCAGUUCAGGAUCCAGAUUCUGCUGCCAUAGACGUGGACUCUGUUCCUCCAAAUUCAGCCCGAAGCCCAGCACAGGCCCACCGCCGCCGCUUUGUCUGCAGCGAGUGUAACUUCAGCACAAGAACUGCCCAGGCUCUGGCUAAUCACUCCAAGAUUCACAAGAGGAAGAGGCAGAUCCUCCAUCCCCAGCGGGGUCAGAGGGUUCUAAAGGAGCGCCAGGCUCUGGUUCAGCCCGAAAAUAUGCCAGUUGAGCAGGACAGGGAAACCAGCCCGUCUCUAACAUCUAAUGCACAAGUUCUUGACACCGAUCCAGGUUGUCAGUACCUCUCUGAGUGCGAAUCCCCACCUGCUGCUGCUGCUGCCACAAGCCACGGGGAUGUCACUGCCUCAGAGGACAGCACGGCAUCAGACCAUGGAGCUGCCCGGCACAACUAUGUCACAAACAGGACAUUCAGGACAGCAGGGAAGUCCAAGUUUGAUCCCGAGGCAGAUGAUGACGCACUGCCUGAGAGUGAAGAGGAAGAGGAGGAGUGUGAUAACGGCGAGGAAGAAAAGCCGUCCCGGCCAGAGGCCGACUCACCUGUGGGCAGGAAGCUGAACGGUCCAGGUGAGGCUGCAGGGAAGAAUGGAUACUUCAGUCUGGAUGGUAGAUUUCACAGCAGUUACACUUACAUACAGAAUAUAGUUGAACCCAAAACUAUUUAUACCCGUGGUAGAUUUAGGUUUUAAAGCAGCAUCUGAGCUUUAAUACAUUUCCUCAGACAAGCAG